GGCCUCACGGGAAGGAGAGAUUCCAAAACCAGCACACGUGGAAGGAAGCGCUUCAAGCGAAACGCCACUAGUCGUUUUGCGUGCGCCCUCGCAGCCUCCUUUCUUUCUCCUCUCUCUUCGUUCGUUUCAGGGUACUGUGUGGUAUCGAAGUAUCUUCUCACAAAUAACCGGUAUCUUACUGAGGUCUGUAAUAUAAGUGGUCUGACAUUAUGCGGUACCUACGAGGCCGCCAUCAGUAUAAUGUCUCCUAGUCGUGAGGUCAAGAAGAUACAAGGGGUUUCAAGUUUCCUUUCAGCGUCCACUCGAGUCAAUGAGUUCAUGUCGUAUACUUACAAUUAACUCCAAGUCCGACCCAGACAACAUGUUAGCAAGUGGUGGUCGUGCAGCAGGGGUUGUCGGGGUAUGGUACGAUACGGGGGAAAUAGUUGCUAACAAUAGAUCAAUGAUGAACUGGCAUGGACACCCUGCGUCUUACCCCACUUCACUUAACCCCCACCUCUGCUUGGUCCAAGCGGUCCAGCAUUAUCACUGCUUUCUCUUAUUCCAUUCCUUUUCGGGAGGGAAGCCCAGGUAAGUAGGAAGCAUUGGAAGCAUGGACGACAUAAUCUACACACUAGAUCCGGAAGGUGACGUUAUCCUGGUUCUAUACAAUGUGCCUGAGAAUCUGCCAGGGAGCAUGUGGGAUAUCGAUGCUUCUACACUUUCUGGGCUGUCAAACAUUUCCAUACACUCUGAAGCAGUAUCUGAGCCACCACCGGAUAUGGGGAACUUGGGAGAAGAGAACGACAUUGUCGAGCUCGGCCAUAGUGAGGGUAUAGACAAAUCUGCCGAGUCACCCCAGGACCACCAAAAGGGCGAGCAACGGCUUCAGAUCCGCGUAUCCUCUAAGCACCUCACGCUUUCUUGUCCACAGUUCAAACGUACACUCCAACAUGGUUUUCAAGAAGGAAAUGAGCUUACGUCUAAGGGCUAUCUAGAAAUACCCUUGCAAGAUUGGCCGGCAGUACCCUUUCUAAUCUUGACAAUGAUAAUCCACGGCCGAACACGGACAGUACCCCGAGAAGUAUCUCCAGAAAGGCUUGCGGAGAUAGCUCUAUUAGUCGAUUACUACGAAUGCUAUGAAGUAGUGGAAGUGUUUUCAGAAAUGUGGAUUAAAG
Messenger RNA from Aspergillus pseudotamarii, 1157 nucleotides. RefSeq lists its product as uncharacterized. Bases 311 to 574 code for a protein of 87 amino acids. Lineage: Eukaryota; Fungi; Ascomycota; Eurotiomycetes; Eurotiales; Aspergillaceae. The transcript has a single exon. The record is from RefSeq and is a predicted model, not a curated record.